GUCAAUCAUAAAACACGCAGCUUAACUUUGCUCUUACCCACUCACAUCCGGAGUCCCAAGACAGGCAGAGCCCCUUCACAAACGAGGACUAGACCAACCCAGGCAAAAUGGUGAAAGUCGGUAUCAAUGGAUUCGGCCGCAUCGGUCGUCUGGUGACCCGUGCUGGUUUCCACUCCAAGAAGGUGGAGAUUGUCGCUAUCAAUGACCCCUUCAUCGACCUGGAGUACAUGGUCUACAUGUUCCAGUAUGACUCCACCCACGGCCGCUACAAAGGCGAGGUGAAGGUUGAGGGAGACAAGCUGGUCAUCGAUGGACACAAAAUCACAGUUUUCCACGAGAGGGACCCCGCCAAUAUUAAAUGGGGUGAGGCUGGUGCAGAGUAUGUGGUGGAGUCCACUGGUGUGUUUACCACAAUUGAGAAGGCCUCUUCUCACUUGAAGGGUGGUGCCAAGAGAGUCAUCAUCUCUGCACCCAGCGCUGACGCUCCCAUGUUUGUCAUGGGUGUCAACCACGAGAAGUAUGACAAGUCCCUCAAGGUUGUCAGCAAUGCUUCCUGCACAACCAACUGCCUGGCACCUCUGGCCAAGGUCAUCAAUGACAACUUUGGCAUCAUUGAGGGCCUGAUGAGCACAGUUCACGCCAUCACUGCUACCCAGAAGACUGUGGAUGGUCCCUCUGGCAAGCUGUGGAGGGAUGGCCGUGGCGCCAGCCAGAACAUCAUCCCCGCUUCUACUGGUGCUGCUAAAGCUGUCGGCAAAGUCAUCCCUGAGCUCAAUGGCAAGCUGACUGGCAUGGCCUUCCGUGUGCCCACCCCCAACGUGUCGGUGGUUGACCUGACAGUCCGUCUGGAGAAACCAGCCAAAUACGAUGACAUCAAGAAGGUUGUGAAGGCUGCCGCUGAUGGACCCAUGAAGGGCAUUCUGGGAUACACAGAGCACCAGGUCGUGUCCACAGACUUCAACGGCGACUGCCAUUCAUCCAUCUUUGAUGCCGGUGCUGGCAUCGCCCUCAACGACCACUUUGUCAAGCUGGUCACAUGGUAUGACAAUGAGUUUGGAUACAGCAACCGUGUCUGCGACCUGAUGGCCCACAUGGCUAGCAAGGAGUAAACUUGGCUGUCGCUGAACUGUCGCAUAGCCCACAUUCUUCUUAGUCCUGAGUUACAAAUGUACAAAAAGGCAUUGUAUUCUCUGUGACUCUGGUUUCAUCAUGUAGCCAUCCCCAUAAUACGCCUGAGGAAAGGUCCCACAUAGAGCAAAAGAAGAUUUAAAUUGGAGACCAAUGCUUUUCUUUUUUUCUUUUCUAUUUUUCAAAUUCCCUGUUCUGUUCUUGGGUUUGGAGUAAAGGUGUGAAUGUAUUUGCUUGUCUGUAGUACUGAAGUACUGCAGUGGUGGAAUAAAGUCCUUCGUUUGUGAGA
This is a messenger RNA of Pundamilia nyererei, 1417 nucleotides long. RefSeq names its product glyceraldehyde-3-phosphate dehydrogenase (gene gapdh). Gene Ontology annotation, molecular function: NAD binding; glyceraldehyde-3-phosphate dehydrogenase (NAD+) (phosphorylating) activity; NADP binding. The transcript has 12 exons. The record is from RefSeq and is a predicted model, not a curated record. The coding region runs from base 108 to 1109 and encodes 333 amino acids. Gene Ontology annotation, cellular component: cytosol. Gene Ontology annotation, biological process: glucose metabolic process; glycolytic process. Lineage: Eukaryota; Metazoa; Chordata; Actinopteri; Cichliformes; Cichlidae.